UAUGUAAUCUCAUCUUCGGAAUAAACUUAACCGAACACAUUUAGUGCAUUUUGUGGAUGUUUAGAGAAGGGCUGGGUGGAUUUGCUGCAGAAAAACGUGGAUGUUGUUCUAACUUUAUAUUCAGUGAUUUGCAAGAGUUUAUAUGCAUCUUACAGAUACUAGUAGUGAAGAUGGCCAUUCCAGUCUAUGCAGGUGCGAACCAGUGCUUUAAGCAGCUUAAUGAGAAACCAAGGGAAGCAACCUCGGGCACCGAACGUCAGAAAAUAAUAAUGUUACAAGGUACUGAGGAAAAUGUGUACAAGAGUGACAUUCCUUACAAUACUUUUAACAAUAGUAAUGCUAUGAAAUACAGAACGAAGUUCACGGGAGAAAACUGUUUUAAAUGUGGAAUAUGUAGCUAUAUCAGUAAUUUUAGAUCUAAUAUGAAUAGACACAUAAAGUUACAUUCUGGAGAGAAACGCUUGAAGUGUGACGCUUGUGAUUAUACGUGUAAUUAUAGCAGUUAUAUGAAGGCACAUAUGAAAAUACACACAGGAGAGAAGCGCUUUGAAUGUGAUGUUUGUGGUUAUUCUUGCAACCACAAUAGCACACUUCAGACACAUAUGAGAAUUCACACUAAGCCUUUUCGGUGUGAGUUAUGUAAUUAUGCAUGCGGACGAAAAGAAUCCCUAAAGAUGCAUGAGCAGACACAUACUGGUGAAAAAUCCUUUCAUUGUGGUGUUUGCGGUUUUUCAUGUAGUCAAAGCUGUAAUCUGAAGAAACAUAUGGUAAUACAUACUGGGGAGAAACGUUUUAAAUGUGAGGUUUGUUAUUAUGCAUGUAACUCGAGGAGUUAUCUGAAAAUGCAUAUGAGAAAACAUACUGGAGAAAAACUCUUCAAAUGCGAAGUUUGUGAUUAUGCAUGUAACUCAAGGUGUUAUCUGAAGAUACAUAUGAGAAUACAUACUGGAGAGAAACGCUUUAGAUGUGAAGUUUGUGAUUAUGCGUGUAAUGACAGCGGUAGUCUGAAAAAACAUAUGAAGAAACAUAUGAAGAAACAUACAGGAGAGGAAGACUUAUGCCUACCUCGCUCCGGUUUAUCGAUAAAAUUAUCUCCCUUUUUAACACCUUUCAUACCGUGAUAGAUACAAUGUAAGUGGACUCGCUUGCAAAACAAGCAACAAUUCUUUCAUUUCAUGUAAUAACUAUGAAAAUAUUUAAAGAGGAAAAUGCUUUCUUUUAACUUUCAGUUUCCUCACUACCGCUCAUAUAGAAUGUUUUAAUGUUAGAUAUAUUUAUGUUUGCUUGUGAGAAUUGCAGCUGCUUUCUAUGUUGAUCUAUUUGUGCAUAAUAUAAUUAUGUAACAGUUAGUUGAUUUUUACGAAUGAAUAGGAUUUUUUAAGUUAAAUUAAAUUUAUCCGGAUUUCCACGCUGUGAACCAUUUAACGUGUUAGUGCCCAUCUGUGCACAAUCAUAUAUUCAUUGUUUGUUACCUGAUACUAGUAUUAUUUGUUUGUAAAAGUGUCACUUUGGAAGGACUGUAUAUUGCACCGAAUGUAUUUAAAUGCCCCAACAUGCGAACAGCAUGGAUCCUGAACAGACUGCGCGGAUGCGCAGGCUGGUCUGAAUCCAUGCUGGUCACAAACGCACUAUGUUGAUAUUCUCAUGGCUUGGCUCAAUUAUAGUAGAGUAAUACUUUAAAUGAGCUGAUUGUGACUAGCACAAAGUAGAAUUCAUUUAAGAAAGAAAUGUUUUACAAGUGAUGUCUGUAACUACCUGUGUGAAAUUGUAGGCCCAUGAAUUGGCCGUAAUUCUGGUCACAUUACAGACGUCUACCCAGUACUAAACUACGUGCGCAAAUGAUGAUGUCGCACACGUAAAUAAGUAUUUUAAUGUUGCUGCGUAAUUUUAUAUUAUUUGUUAGCACAUAAAAAGUUGGCUAAAGAGUCAAACUGCAAAAAAGGGAAUCUCAAUGUAACUGCUAAAACAAUUUCAUGUCAAAAUUUAAUCAUUGUUUUUCCUAACUUGUUUUGUUGCUAUUAACAAUAGAAACGAGAUUUCUUAAACUGUUCUUGGAAACGGUAUUAUCACUCCUGACUUAAAUCAAAUUUAAAACAAUUGUACAAUUAUUGUUUACAGAAAAUCAUUUCAUUGUGUCAAAUUUAAUGUAGACUUAAGAUAAACAAGAAAUAUCUUUAAAAAUGAUGGUCGGCGAAUUGUAAUAAGGAGAGAAGUUUAUGAAUUUUUCAUCAAACAUUCAUCUUUCAUCUAACAUUUUUCAAAUUGCAAAACUAAACACCGCACUUUAACAAUUUAAAUGGUUCUCUUUUAAUUUUUCGCAAAGGUUUCGUAGGGUUGCAAUUUUGUUUCGUUUAUCCUUAGACGAAUAAUUACAGCAGUAGUUUGAUGAAGAUUCAUGAAGCGGUUCAUGAGAAGAGGUCAUUAAAUGUGUUUAUAUUUUUAGCUAAAUUGGUCCCUAUCCCCAUUUGCAACAAAAUAGCAGGAGACCUUACGCUAUUGUUACACAUCGAGUUUGAUAAAAAUCCAUUACAUUUUAGUGGUUAAUGCGAAGAAAGGCAUAUCUACUUUUAGCUAUAGUGGUCCCUAAUAGGGCCCAAGUUCCUAUAUAAAUAGAUUUGGAAGAGGACCUUAUAAUGAUGCCCCAGACCAAGUAUGACAAAGAUCCAUCAAGCUGUUCAUGAGACGCUGUAUAAAGGCAUUUCUAGUUUUAGCUCUAGCAGCCCCUAAAAGGGGUCAAAUGUCCCAGCUGAAGAAAGUUGAAAAAAUCAAUUAAAGGAUUUUUUUAUUUAUUAUUUUUAUUUAUUUCGAAAAUAGGCCAACUGA
Mercenaria mercenaria is the source of this 2823-nucleotide messenger RNA. RefSeq names its product zinc finger protein 239-like. Gene Ontology annotation, cellular component: nucleus. NCBI's taxonomy places the organism in Eukaryota, Metazoa, Mollusca, Bivalvia, Venerida, Veneridae. The coding region runs from base 57 to 1121 and encodes 354 amino acids. The record is from RefSeq and is a predicted model, not a curated record. Gene Ontology annotation, biological process: regulation of transcription by RNA polymerase II. The transcript is spliced from 2 exons. Gene Ontology annotation, molecular function: DNA-binding transcription factor activity, RNA polymerase II-specific; RNA polymerase II transcription regulatory region sequence-specific DNA binding.